AUGGCCAUUCCAUCCAGCGAACUGCCGGCAGAUCUGAUCGACGUCAAGAUCUCCAUUGCAUUGGACGACGGCGCUGCGACUGGCCCCGACCUGCGCGCCGUCGCCAGCUCGCGGAGCCGAUACGUGCCCGACGACGACAUCGACCUCGCGAACCCCUUCGCGACCGCCCCGGACGGCAGCAGCCCGCUCUCCGGCGACGACAAGCUCGCCAUGCUGCAAGCCGCCCUCAUGCCCGGCGUGCUCGAGGCUGCCCCGCACGACGAAACCAACCUCAUGGAGAAGCGCCUCGCGCUCGCGGCCUGGGCCGCGCGCAUGCUCGGCGUCCCGCGGGACGCGGCGCCGGGAGCGCUGGCGUCGGCACUGCGCGCCAACGCCGCGAUGCCGCGCGCCAUCGGAGACUACCUGGACGCGCUCGAACGGCAGGGAGCGGGCAGCGCCGCGCGGGUGCUCGGCCCGGGCGACUUCGUGGGCGGCGCGGACGCGCACGCGCGGUGGAGGGCGGGCGAGCUGGAGGCAUGCGGGGACAUGCUGCUGUACGUCCAGCAGCAGCCGCCGUGGCGGGCGUUCGUGUCGGUGCUCGUGAACAGCGCCCAGGGCCUGCCCGCGCCACCCACGGCGCGCGCGGGGCUGUUUGCGUGCUGCGCCGCGCCCCCGUCGGUGGCCCCGAGCACGUUUGCUGCCGUGUUCGCGGGCCCCGACGACGUGCCCGGCGUGACGUCGCCCGGACCGAAGCAGCCGCGGGGGGGCGCGCCGGACGCUGCGGGCGCUCUGUGGUGGGCCGGUGCGGGCGCAGAGGGCGUCCACCGCACCGCGGUGAUCGAGGAGUCGCGGGACCCCGUGUGGCAGCAAGUCACUGCCAUGCUCCAGUGCGACAAGGCGGGCGGAGACGGCGCGUCGAUCCACGUGCAGGUCCUGCACGCCGAAGGCGACACUUCGGCGCCGAAGCUCCCCGCCCCGCCAGCGACCAAGAAGAAGAAGCCGGGCGACGCAGACAGCGACGCGGAGAUGGCCGUGCUGACCAACGGAGCGCGCAAAACGACCCCGGCGCGGUCCCCGCCGGCCGGUGCCACCCUGCUGGGCUACGCGACGGUCCCGGUGUCCGGUCUGACGCGCGCCGGCCUCGCGACGCUGCCCCUGGACCUGACACUGCUGCGCCCCGCCGGCGCCCCCGGCGGGUUCGGGCGCGGGGCGGGCGCCGCGGACGGCAGCGCGCCGCCGGAAGUCCGCAUCGAGACGCAGUGCGCGAUCGAGGAGUGGGGGGAGUCCUUCGCGGACACCGACGGCGGCGACGGCCCCCGCCCCGGUGCCGACGCCCUCACGCGCGACAGGGGCGCGCUCACCGACGCCGUCGUCAACGCCGCGUGGGCCGCGUGGGAGGCCAGUCUCCCGCGGCCCGAGACCGUCAAGGCGCCCGCGCGUCCGGCGCGCCCGGGCCCGAUGGCGCGGUUCACGUUUGCGUGCGUCGGCGGGGACCUCGAGCCGCUCGUGGUCGCGAUGCAGAGCGCGUCGCCGCACGCGCCGACGGGGUCCGCGCUCGCCUUGCUCGUCAAGUGCGUGGCGACGUUCCGCCUGCGGCCCCCGGCGGUGCUCGCGGCGUGCGCGGGGCAGAUGCUGCGGCGGUGGCAGGUGGAGCCGGGGUACCUCGAGGCGCUCGGACACCUCGUCGCGCCGCUCGCCGGCUCGCUCAAGUCGGGGGCGCUGACGACGGGCGAGGCCGCGCAGUGCGAGGCGCUGCUGGCGUCUCUCGCACAUCGCGUCGUGUGCGUCCUGGACGACUUCUACCGGGUCCUGAAGCCACGGGACAUCCCCAGGGGAGUCCCCAUCCUGGUCGGACUCUCCGCCAUCGCGCUGCUCGGCUCGGCCGACCCAGGCCCGCUCUCGGAGCCCCUCCGCGUCCACAUCACCCGCGCCGCGCGCAACCAGGCAGCCGCGUGGCUCCGCGGCCCCGUGCCCCGCGGUCGAGACGGCGUCAAGCUCCUCACCGAAGUCAUCGAACGAGCCUACCAGGAGAUCGCAACCGACGGACUGCUCGCGCAGUCGCUCCCGGACGCCACGUUCGUGCUCGCGGUGGCCUCGCGGGCGCGCUACGCCGUCCUGCGCGCCGCGCUGGAGUCGGUGUUCACUUCGCCGGACCUGGCGUACGACCAGCACGUGACGCAGCUCGAGGACGUGCUGGCGGAGCUGAACGAGGCGCUGAUCGCGGCGGGGGUGGCGCGCGACCCGGGCCCGAACCCGUUCGCGGCGGCGGCGGACCCCGGCGGCGCGCCGGAGCCGUUGGAGGUGGUGGAUGUGGAGCGGCUGACGGAGCGGGCGCUGAGCACGUUUGUGCGGCAGAGCGGGCUGCGGCUGACGGAGUGGAUGCGCAAGGUGCUGCAGCGGGACGAUUGGACGGCGGCGAACGGGGCGCCGAAGGGCCGCGACGGCGUGGGCGGGCAGGGGGUCUCGGUGUCGACAGUGGACGUGCUGCGGAUGCUGCAGAGCACGGUGGACAUGGUGACGCGGCGGAUGGCCAAGGGGAGCGACGAGCGGAAGCAGACCGUCGGGCUGAUGGUCGAGGAGGCCACGAUGGACGUCGUGCAGAAGUACGUGGCUGUUCUGGAGGCGCGUUGCAUCGAGGAGAUGGACGUGCGGCGCCUGGCGCCCGGGGCGGCGGCGAAGGCGGCGCGGCUGGCGAACGAGACGGCGUACGAGAGCCUGUCGCAGGGGGCGGGGGCCGCGGGGCGGGGCAAGCCGCGCGCGAGGGGCGGCGGGAAGCGGGUCAUUCGCAGACGAGGUUCCAGCACCUCGGGGCUGCUCGGAGCCAUGCUGGCGGCGGAGCCGGAGUCGGUCGGGGGCCUCGUGUGGGCGACGCCGACGCUGUGCACGAAGAUCAACAACUUGCGUCAAAUGGAGUUGGAACAGUACCACAUGCAGCAGCAGAUCGCUACGGCGGCGCGCGGGCGGCACGAGCGCGACGACGGCGGGUUCGUGGACGACGACGGGUUCUUGGACGACGACGAGGAGCCCGAGAAGGAGGGGGGGGGGCGCGAUGCGGCGCGGGGCGGGCCGCGUGUGGGGCAGUAUGGCGAAGAGGUGGGGCGGGCGGUGCGGCGGUCGAUGCUGGCGGUGGUGGGGCACCUGGCGACGCGGCUGCAGUCGAUGACGGCGUUCUUCGUGCAGCAGGCGCUGACGGAGGCGUGCGAGGCCGCGGAGGCGGCCGCGGAGGGAGAGGACGGCGCUGUGGUUGGGGGGCGCGUGCAGUCGCGGACGCAGUCGCGCGCCGGCGCGAAGACGCCGCUGGCGCAGAAGUGGAAGACGGCCUUCGGGAUCGGCGCGUCGAAGGACGCUCCGGGGCUCUUCGGGAAGCGCGGAAAGGCGGGGAGUGUCCCGGAGUCGGGGGGGGACUUGUCGGACCUGGCGUCCAUGUCCGGGAGCAACGCGGACGCGGACGGCGCGCCCAAGGUCGGGAUCGACGGUCUGCGCGCGUACCUCGACCGCGAGCUCCUCGCCAUGUUCGAGCACAUGUCUAAAUCCGUCUUCCGCAUCUCGGCGCUCUCCUGCUGGAGCGCCCUCGUCGCGACGCUCGAGGACGCCGCCCUGUCGCCGCGCUGGGCGACGCUCGGCCCGGGCAUCGCGGUGCCCCUCGCCGACGCCCUCGAGGCCGCGCGCGGGUUCUUUUACGGGGAAGGCAUGGGGAUCCCAGACAAACACCUCGACAGGAGCUCCGCGCGGCUGCUCGCGCUGCUGGAGCUGCACGACGUCCCGACCGCGACGCUGCGGGACGUCUACUUCGCGCUGCGCGGGGAGUUUGCGGGCCUGAGCGCGUCGGCGUCCGAGAGGCGGCGCGGCGUUGGCGUCGGCGACGGCGCACGGUCGACGUCGCGCCGGGCGGGGGCGUCGGGGGCGGAGCUCGUCAAGCCCGACACGAUCGUCGAGCGGGAGCUGCUGGAGCGGAUGGGCGUCGAGGACGCGUCCCCGAGCGGCGCGGCGGCGGCGAGCGCGAAUCCGUUUGGCGCGGAGGGGGAGGCGGCGCUGGGGGGCGGCGCGAACCCGUUCGGGGAGGAUCCGAUCGCCGCGGUGGCGGACAACGGGCGGAGCGCGAAGGAGGUGGCGCGGGAGGUGGCCGGGAAGCUGAAGGCCGCGGGGGUGGGUCUGUUGGAUGUGCUGCGAGUGGCCAAGUGCAGGGCGGGGGACGACGGGGCGCAGGACCUGGUGGAGUCCGAGGAACGAUAUGCGCAGCAGUUCGCAGUCCACUUCAUCUUCGGAGAGGCGAUGGCCGGCGACAGCCUGGCGCACGGCUUCCCCUGCCGGUCGCGCACGGGCCUGCGAGGCGUCCUCUACAUCUGCACGCGCCACAUCGGAUUCUCCACGCUCGGCCAGGGCCCCUCCACCGCGCACGACCCCUACAGCACCCUGCUGCUCCCCAUGCGCGACAUCCGCACCCUCGAGAUGUGCAUCCUCGAGGACUCCGAGGGCCUGGCGCUCACGAUGGCCACGGGCGAGCAGCACGCCUUCCGCGGCUUCGGCGGCCUGCGGGACGCGUGCGUGGCGGCGGUGCGGCGCGUCGUCGCGGGGACCGGCGCGCCGCUGGACGCGUUCCUCUCGCUGUCGCUCGUGGAGCCCCCCGCGGGGAGUGUUGCGGGCCGGGACAGCGUGCUGAGGAUCCUCAAGUGCGGCAAGGUGACCAAGGAUCGGAUUCGGUUCAAAGAGGGGUAUUUAUACGUGUGCUGCGAGCACCUGGUGUUCGACUCGGCGGUGUGCAGCCGCAAGGUCUUUGCGUACGCGGACGUCGCGCGCGUGACCGCCGAGCACAGCACGCUGCACUCCGGCCCCGUCGUGACGCUGCACGUCCCCUCGUACCCCAAGCAGAGGCUCCUGCUGGCAGGGCUGUCGGAGAACGACGCCGGGAGCCUCCUGGAGCUCGUCGCAGGGCUGCGCGACGUCGCGGGCGGCGUGGCGGGGCGCGUGGUGUCCCCCGCGGCGGGCAGGUAG
Pedinophyceae sp. YPF-701 is the source of this 4971-nucleotide messenger RNA. The record is from the annotation of a GenBank genome assembly. NCBI's taxonomy places the organism in Eukaryota, Viridiplantae, Chlorophyta, Pedinophyceae.